AUUUCCGGUGUCGCUCGAGUAAGGGCCGGCUGGCCGGCAGCGAGGAGUUUUGAACGUCAGACAAACUAAAUUAGCCCAUUUACAGCGCUGUGGCAGCUGGUGCCCGGGAUAUAGUACGACAGCCCCGAGGGCGAGUAUGGCGACCAACAGCAUAUCCUACAACGACCAGGGCCUGGGAAGGGAAUCGACCGAGUUGGGCCAAGAAGCCACGGCGAUGACUUCAGGAGGAGGGGCAGGAGCUGGCUUUCGGCUCUUCAGCGUAGACUACAAGAAGAAUGAAGAUCUUCAUCAAAUGCUGGACAGCAACAAGGAUUCACUUAAAUUGGAGGCGAUGAAGAGGAUUGUUGGGAUGAUUGCUAAAGGAAAAGAUGCUUCAGAGUUAUUUCCUGCUGUUGUGAAGAAUGUCGCUAGUAAAAACAUUGAGUUGAAGAAGCUGGUGUAUGUUUACCUUGUACGCUAUGCAGAAGAGCAGCAAGAUUUGGCCUUGUUAUCAAUCAGCACCUUUCAGCGUGCGCUGAAGGAUCCCAAUCAGUUGAUUCGGGCAAGUGCUUUACGAGUUCUUUCCAGUAUUAGAGUGUCAAUUAUUGUGCCAAUAAUGAUGCUGUCUAUUCAGGAAGCUGUCAAUGACCUAUCUCCAUAUGUUCGGAAAACUGCUGCCCAUGCCAUUCAGAAGCUUUACAGUCUAGACGCAGAGCAAAAAGAACCAUUGAUAGAGAUCAUAGAAAAGCUACUGAAGGAUAAAAGUACGCUAGUAGCUGGAAGUGUUGUCAUGUCAUUUGAAGAGGUUUGCCCAGAACGAAUUGACCUGAUUCACAAGAAUUACCGCAAGCUGUGUAAUCUGUUGGUAGAUGUGGAGGAGUGGGGACAAGUCGUUAUAAUCAACAUGCUCACUCGCUAUGCACGAACGCAGUUUCUAAGUCCAUGGAAAGAGGAGAUGAUGUUGGAUGAAAACAAUGAGAAAGCAUUCUAUGAUUCUGAUGAAGACCAAAAUAAAAAUGGUGUUGCUGCUAAAAAACCAUAUAUAAUGGACCCAGAUCAUCGACUGCUGCUCCGGAACACCAGGCCAUUACUACAGAGUAGGAAUGCUGCUGUGGUAAUGGGUGUUGCUCAGCUCUAUUGGCACCUUGCACCAAAGUCAGAAGUUAACAUUGUCGCCAAGUCGUUGAUUCGAUUGCUUCGAAGCCACAGGGAAGUGCAAUACGUUGUGCUGCAGAACAUUGCAACAAUGACUAUACGAAAUAAGGGGAUGUUUGAACCAUAUCUGAAAAGCUUUUACAUUCGAUCCACUGAUCCAACACAGAUAAAAAUUUUGAAGCUUGAAAUUCUAACAAACCUGACCAGCGAAACCAACAUCCCGAUAGUGCUACGAGAAUUUCAGACCUAUGUGAAAAGUCAGGACAAGCAAUUUGCUGCAGCCACAAUUCAGGCAAUUGGAAGAUGUGCCACCAAUAUUUCUGAAGUUACAGAUACGUGUCUUAAUGGGUUGGUGUACCUGCUGUCUAACAGAGAUGAAAAUGUUGUCGCAGAAAGUGUAGUUGUCAUUAAGAAACUACUCCAGACACAACCAUCCCAGCACAGUGAAAUCAUCAAACAUAUGGCCAAGCUUUUGGGGAAUAUUACAGUACCCAUGGCUCGAGCAAGCAUCCUUUGGCUGAUAGGUGAGUACUGUGAGCGUGUCCCAAAGAUUGCACCAGAUGUUCUGAGGAAAGUGGCAAAGAGCUUUACAACUGAAGAGGAGAUAGUGAAACUACAAAUUCUUAAUCUGGGAGCUAAGCUCUGUUUAACAAAUCCCAAACAGACAAAAUUGCUUAUGCAGUACAUAUUAAAUGUAGCCAAGUAUGAUCAGAACUAUGACAUUAGAGAUCGUACAAGAUUUAUCAAGCAGCUGAUUGUUCCAAAUGAGAAGAGCGGUGCUUUAAGCAAGUAUGCCAAGAAAAUAUUCCUUGUUCAAAAGCCAGCACCAGUCCUCGAAUCUCCAUUUAAAGAUAGGGAUCGUUUCCAACUGAGCACGUUAUCGCAUACACUUAAUACUAAAGCAAAUGGGUAUCUCGAGCUUCCAGAGUGGCCGGAGAGUGCCCCUGACCCUUCAGUCCGAAAUGUGGAAGUCAUUCAACCAGUUAAGCUGGUUACACCAGGAGGUAAAUCAAAAGGCAAGAAAGAUAACUUGGAUGGCAAGUUUUACUCUGAUUCUGAGGAGCAGGAAGACUCCAGCCAAAGUAGUGAAUCUAGUAGUGAGAGUGAAAGUGACAGCAAGAAUGAAGACAGCAGUUCGAGUUCAAGUGAAGAGUCAAGCGAUAGUGAAUCGGACAAAGAGGAACAGAAUGAAGAAAGUGAAUACAGUAACUCUGAAAAUAACAAGACCAAAACUAAACCCAAAAAGCUGAAUUCUGCAACUUCCUCUGAGUCAGAGGAUAGUUCUUCUGAAGACGAUUCUGAAUCUGGGAAUGACUCCGACCUAGAAAACACAGUGACACAAAAGAAAGAAGAGAAAAAAACAGUAUCGGUCAAGGCUGCCAAACAGGAAAUUUCACUGUUGGAUUUGGUUGACUUUUCUGAUGUGUCAACACCAGUCACCCUCCCGAAACCAGUAAUGGCUUCAAGAUUAGCAGCUGAUUUAGAAGGAUUAUCGCUUUCCAGUACUGCUGCUGUCAUUGAUGUGGCCACUCCAGUGUUUGUUCCUCCAAAAUCAUACCCGCUACUUCAUCGGAUGUCUGGAAAAGGCCUUGGAGCGGAGUAUCACUUUUCACGUCAGCAGUGUAUUUACAACUCAAAAAUGGUUUCUGUUCAGAUCAUAUUAACCAAUAACUCCGAUAAAGAAAUCAGGAACAUUCGAAUAGGAGAACGGAAGCUUGCAUCAGGGAUGCGUAUACAUGAUUUCUAUGAAAUAGAGUGUCUUGAGCCUGGAACAUCAAAGACUGCUUCAAUGGGUAUUGACUUCUGUGAUUCUACACAGGCUGCCAACUUUGUACUAUGCACGUGCAAUGAUCAAUUCAGUGUCACUGUCCAACCUCCAGUGGGAGAGCUGCUUAUGCCAGUCACCACAUCUGAAAAGGAUUUCAAGAAAGAACAAGGAAAACUGACAGGAAUGAAUGAAAAUUCUACAGCAAUCACGGGGUCUCCACAGAAUUCCUCCAGCCAGGCAAUUGUGCAUAAGGUGGUAAACAUGGCUAAUGUUGGGGUUGUGCCUUCUGGCCAAGAUAAUAUACACAGGUUUGCAGCUAAAACUGUGAACAGUGGAUCUUUGGUACUCAUCACAAUAGAAGUGAAGGAAGGUUCAACAAUGCAGCUGAGGAUAAACACUGAAAAGUCUGUGAUUGGUUCAGUGCUGCUGCGGGAGCUGAAGUCUGUGCUGUCUCAAGACUGACCAGGAUAUGGAUGCAAGUGUCUGGCAAACAUUGUGUUAGUCAGCCAUUGCUGUUGCCUUUCAUUUAUAAUAGGUUAUACCCCCCCAUCUGGCAGUAGUAUGUAAACCACACAGUAACAAUCUUGUUAGAAUCUGCUUUGAAAUUCAUUAUAUAAUUUAGCACAAUCCUGUUUCGCUUGCUACUAAAGUAGCACAGUCCAAAGUAACUAAACAUUGAGCAGCUGGAUUAAAAGAUCAGCAAAUCUACUGUUGUUUUGUUUCGGUGUGGUGUUAAGGGUAUUUUUGUUCUUUUGAAUGAGCAAACAUUAAACGUAAGUUAACAUUUAUAACCUUGUCUCUUUCUUCAGGAGUGUGAGGAGCCACUAAUUUUUAAGCAUUUUCAGCCACUCUAGCUUUUUGUUUAAUUUCCAAGAAAUUAACUUGAGAAGUAAGGAUCAAAUCAGUGCGAGGCCAAAUGGUUCAGUGGUGAAUUUAUUGUAGAACUCUUGAAAGGCGCUCUAUUAAAUGAAUGAAGACAAUAGUGCAUACUCUUUUUCUGGUGCCAACUGCUCCCCUAAAUGGUCUUGCAAUGGUCCAAAAUUAAGGAUAAAAUUCAUCCAAAGAAAGAUAUCUUUUGCCAAACAAAAAAUGUUUCACCUGUUUGCUUUCCCUUAUGAUACAUCAGUACCACUUUAGCUGUUAAUGUUUUGGAAUCCUUAUCUCAGUAUUUUGUUAAGCCUAGUUACAUAGGCUUGACCAAAUAUGAUGCAUUCAGUUCUGGAAUCGGAUAAAGAAAAAUGUAUAGUGGAUAUCUGAAAUUAAACCAGUUCUUAAAAAUCCAGUAAAACUGAUCAGUGAAUGAGAAGGGGAGAUAGAUAGAUUGACUUGGGUGUAACUAAUUAUCAGAAUUCAUUCAAGUACGACCCCAUCACACUGCCAUACUCAAACAUCAACUGGCAGCCUGUGCAUUUUAACGCUUUUUUUUUCUCAUUCUUGUGAUCUAUGCAUACAUCCUCACCUUCAGCAUUUGGAAGGGGAGUACAAUAUCCCUUCAAUUCAACCUCCUUAAUUAGGGAACUUUACAUUAUUCCAGUACCCCUCCUAGUGGCGGACUUACAAGCAACCUUGCAGUAGCUCGGAAAGGAGUCACAACCGUGAAGUAGGGCAGGGCUAAAAGAAAGAGGCAAAACCAUCUUGCUUUCCUUUCUCACCUUUUUUUGGUAAUUGUUGUGAAUCAUGGCUUUUCUAAGAUCUGAAAACUAGUGAUGGUUUUGAGUAGAACAGAGUCUAUACUUUGACAUGGUACCAAAUUGUAUAGCACAACAAAAAAUGACUGCUUACAAAUGGAUUCCUGAUGAUUAGAACUUCUGGUUUAGCAGAUAUGCUGUUUACAUCUUUCUGAAUAAUUGUUGCAAAUUGUAACAUUUUGGAGACUAAAGCAAAAUUUUCUAACAUGGGGGAAAAUACAGCUUGUUGAUGAAUAUAAUUUUAUUUUAGUAUAAAUUGGGAAAAAUGUAAAAUCCUGUUAACCUUUUCUCACCUCCAGAGUAAAAGGGGGAAAUGGCUGCUUAUGGAACAGCCAGCUUGUAUCUUAAUCUUGAUUAUGUGCCAAUUUUCCAAUUACUAUUGUUAGUCUGUAGAGAAUAGUUGCUAAUAGUACUUGGAGAUGCUUGUACUGCUGUUUAUUUUCUUCCUCCUCCACUUGCUUCAGAAGUAAAAUACAAAAGUGAGCUUAUUAAAUUUCCAAAUGGAUAAACAGA
Molecule: messenger RNA, 5103 nt
Organism: Hemiscyllium ocellatum (epaulette shark)
Lineage: Eukaryota; Metazoa; Chordata; Chondrichthyes; Orectolobiformes; Hemiscylliidae
Gene: ap3b1a
Product: adaptor related protein complex 3 subunit beta 1a
Exons: 27
Coding region: 137-3364 (1075 amino acids)
Biological process (GO): intracellular protein transport; vesicle-mediated transport; anterograde synaptic vesicle transport
Cellular component (GO): membrane coat; clathrin adaptor complex; AP-3 adaptor complex
Source: RefSeq, a predicted model, not a curated record